Molecule: messenger RNA, 255 nt
Organism: Cokeromyces recurvatus
Lineage: Eukaryota; Fungi; Mucoromycota; Mucoromycetes; Mucorales; Mucoraceae
Exons: 1
Source: RefSeq, a predicted model, not a curated record
AUAAAAACUUUUUAUUUCAAAGAUAGAAUGAACACUCUUUUUGAUGAGUAUGAUGAAAGAGUUUAUAAUCCCAUAGAAGGUGUCUUAACAGAAAUUACAGACCCAAACAUUGUACUUGAAACAAAAACUAGCCGCGCCGCCAGCUGCCAGAGUUAUUUAGCUAGUAAACCUACCAAAUCAUCAGUUUACAACACUUAUACAGGCAAGCAAAGAGAGGAUUUGAUUGAUAAAAUGAUUGAAAAUUCUGAAGAGAAA